This is a messenger RNA of Phanerochaete carnosa HHB-10118-sp, 738 nucleotides long. RefSeq lists its product as uncharacterized. The transcript has 6 exons. Bases 1 to 738 code for a protein of 245 amino acids. Lineage: Eukaryota; Fungi; Basidiomycota; Agaricomycetes; Polyporales; Phanerochaetaceae. Gene Ontology annotation, molecular function: RNA binding; tRNA dihydrouridine synthase activity. The record is from RefSeq and is a predicted model, not a curated record.
AUGAACAGGGCUUUGGGAGAAGUUCCCGUAACCGUCAAACUCAGAACUGGCGUGAAAGACGGCCGGAAUAAUGCCCACAAGAUUAUGCCCAGGCUGAGUACAGAAUGGGGUGCAGCCGCUCUAACACUUCACGGGCGGACAAGACAGCAGCGAUACUCCAAGCUUGCAGAUUGGGACUACAUCAAGACUUGCGUCGACGCAGUUCGGGCUAAAGAGGAAGAAGAGGGUCUUGCUACUGUGCCCAUCUUUGGAGGAGGAGACGCCUUCUCUUCUCAGGAUUAUUGGGAGAAGGUGAACCACAGCGGCGUUGACGGUGUCAUGGUGGCUCGAGGAGCGCUCAUUAAACCAUGGAUCUUCACCGAGAUCAAGGAACAUCACGAAUGGGACAUCAGCUCGCGGGAACGGCUCGAAUUGAUCAGGAAGUAUGCGGAGUACGGACUGAGCCAUUUCGGCUCAGAUACAACCGGUGUUAACACCACCCGUCGCUACCUCUGCGAAGCUUUAUCCUUCCAGUACCGCUACGUCCCCAUCGGCCUCUUGGAGGUGCUCCCUGGUCGUCUCAACGAUCGUCCACCGGCGUUCCGCGGGCGCGAUGAACUCGAAACGCUGCUUGCCAGUAGUGACAGCCGAGACUGGGUCAAGAUCUCGGAAAUCUUCUUGGGCCCCGCUCCAGAAUCGUGGAUCUUCACGCCGAAGCACAAGAGCAAUGCGCAUGGCGCUGAAGAGAGCCAGGGUUAA